Molecule: messenger RNA, 6234 nt
Organism: Halichondria panicea
Lineage: Eukaryota; Metazoa; Porifera; Demospongiae; Suberitida; Halichondriidae
Product: TNF receptor-associated factor 3-like
Exons: 3
Coding region: 2172-3509 (445 amino acids)
Molecular function (GO): zinc ion binding; protein binding
Source: RefSeq, a predicted model, not a curated record
CACUAUAAUUAUGCAUAAUUAUGGCCGUGUAGUUUAUAGCCAUGGUAACAAUGAUUUGACAACCAUCAUUUGAGAGAGUAUAAUUAUACAGUCAUUAGUCCUAGCACAUGACACAAAAACUUCCACAUUCUCUAGCCUUAACUUAACAAAAUGGCUACCAGUAACUACAGCAGUAACGUUAGAUCUAUUAGUUACAGUGACGCGGAGCAAAAUGGCUACACAUUCGUAGAUCCUCUACCAAAAAAGUACAUUUGUGGAAUAUGUAAUACCUUAUUGAGGGAACCUCACGUCACAGAAUGUUGCGGCCAACAUUUCUGCGAAGAUUGCCUCAAGAAAUCUGCUUCACAGAAUACAAUACAACAACAGAACGAUUCUUUGGGGCUAACCGAGGAUCGAUUUUUGGGACCCCAAACUUCGGAUUGUCCACAUUGUGGACAAAACAACUUCCACCAUAUCAGAUAUUUGCUCUUUAAACGAGAAAUCGACAGCAUGAAAGUUCAUUGCCUUCAAAGACCUAUUGGCUGCAACAUGCAAGUAGCUUAUAGUAACAGAGAAGAUCACAACAAAAUCUGCCGAUAUACACAAGUUUUCUGUACGAACGAGUGUGGUAAAACUAUCUUCAAGAAAUACUUAAGCUUUCACAUUCAAAAUGAAUGUAUGUUGAGAACAGCUACAUGCAAAUCAUGUGACAAGAUCGGAACGUAUAAAGAAAUCGAAAGUUUUCAACAUCACUUCAUCUGUCCAGGAGUUAUCCUAAAGUGUCCUAAUUCUUGCGGAGCUCAGAUUGAGCGCAAAGCAGCAAAGUCUCAUGAUUUGGUUUGCCCAGAAGCGACGGUGGACUGCCAAUUUGCUGAAGCAGGUUGUGAAAUCAAGCCAAAGCGCAAAGAUCUUGAGAGCCACUCUGAUGCCAACAUGAAGCAACAUCUAUCUCAACUAAUGACAGCACACGUGAACAUUAAGCAAGAAUUUCAAGCUUUUAAAGAAAGUCACGGAAAGAAAAAUCAACCUGCCACCCCUGCUUCUUCGCAAAAAUGUAGUACUGGUUGGCCAUUCAAGUAAUAUUAAUCUCUUAUUUGGUCGUCGUUCAGCUCAUUACAUCAAAAUAGUUUAGUGGAUUAGAUAAUCAAUUACUGUUUGUGGUAGUGAUUAGUGUAUAAAUUGUAUGUAGUCUGUCAAUAGUCGUCAAUAUUCUUUGAUUUGAAAAAAUGGUUGAUGCUAUAAUUACCAUAUACAUGCAUGUGUAUACCACUAAUUAUAUUUUAUUAUAACAUACACUCCCCACUAUAGCUGAUCAAACAAUUCAAAGGUAUAUUCAUAGAGUGUUGGCAUAUCCCUGGUGUUUAGCUAUAGCUAUAGCUGGAAUAGACACACCGGGCACACACACAGUCAUGCAGCUUUACCGUAUCCCUCGUACGGCUACGCCUCGAGGCAUAAUAACUUUGCCAAUUGCUCCGGGCAUGACGUGUCUUUAGCGUUGCCUGGCAAUAUAGUUUGCAUUAUAUAUAGAAUUCGAUUAGAGCUGGACAGUUCGCUAUAUAGCGCUAGAGCAGGCUGACAUAAUUAUAGCUAGAUUAGUUUUAUGGUUGUCUGGGAGGCCAGAGGGUGCUCAAACAAGUGGCAUCAUUCACACCAUGCACUGCAUGGUAUUUGCAACAACUGGAGGCACGGGCAAGGGCACCUUCUAUAAAAGAUUAGCCCAUCUCAUCGCCACAAAAAAAUUUUAACUACAGCUCAACUUUGGCAUAUUCACUAUAUAUAGCAUUUUGGCUGCUUAGAUCAAUUAGAGGGAGCCGUUCUAUACUUUCAAUCAUAUGCUAGCAUUGAAGUAGCGUUGCUAAAAGCCGCCUCACAACAUAACUAAAACUGCCGCUCAUUAUUUUUCUACUUGUACACAUGCAUGUUUGAGAGACAUGCGGUAAAGUCAUUGAAAAGACUUUAUUUUACUUUAAAAGAGUACAGUAUCACUGUUAGUAAACUACGCUCGGUCAUUGCAAAUAUACCCACGCAGUCCUCUCCUAAAUAUUUUAACUAUAUAAAGCAUGUAUACAUACAUACCACAUGAUUACGAGCUGCACAAACUGACCAUUCACAAAAUACUUGAGACUAAUUGUUCAACCACAGCUAAAAGCUGAAAGCCUAGUGCUUACGCUAGCUUAGAAUUUAUAAUUAGAAUGGCUAGUCAGAAUGAACCAGAGUUCGUAGAUAAGCUAACAGACGACAACAUUUGCUGUAUCUGCACUAACUUACUCAACAGCCCAAUGUUGACCGAUUGUUGUGGACAGCACUUCUGUGAGGAGUGUCUACAAAACUGGUUACAGAGACACGGACAGAGGACGUGCCCUCACUGUCGAGCACAAGGUUUCAACUACAUCAAGAGUCUUCCUAUGGAACGAGCCAUCGAUAGCUUGAAGAUCUAUUGUCCUAAUAGCUCCAAGGGGUGUGACAAAAUCCCUACACUGGGUGAAUGCAAUCAGCAUCUCGAGAAAUGCUUGUUUGUGGAGAUAUCAUGCACUAAGAAGUGUGGAGAAAGAAUGUUUCGAAAGGAGCUUCUAGAUCACGAGGACAAUAAGUGCCCAAACCGUCUGAUACAAUGCCAGUAUUGCACACUAGAGGGGAUGCACAAAGAAAUCACUGCCAAAAAUCAUAUAGACGAAUGUAUUUUUUUUCUUAUUUCUUGCCCCAACAAUUGUGGGCAUAAGAAAGUACAGCGCAAGAACUUAGCAAUUCACCAGGACGAGUGCCCUCUUGAACCAGUAGAGUGUCUAUUUUCUGGAGUUGGGUGUACGGAAAUGAUUCCACGAAAAGAUAUGGCAGCACAUAAAGCCUCAAACACAGAGCACCACCUGGAGCUAGUGAUGACAGAGACUGUUACGCUUAAGCAUAAGGCAAACCGAUUUGAGCAAAAGGCUAACAAGUUAGAGCAGGAGGCAAAUCAUGAAAAACAUCAGCUACAGCAACUCUCACUCAAGUUUGGUGGCCUAGCAUCUUGUGUAACUAACCAACUAAGCACCAUUGAUUCUAACCCUCGAAAUACACAAGCAGCAAUCAAGAACAUCAAAAGCUCUCUAGAGACAAUGACCACAAUGCUAGCACCAGGUGACACACGAUACUACCUAUCACUAGUUGAAGUGUCACAGCAUAGAGCUCGGUCAGCUUCGUUCUACAUCAAACCUGGCUAUAAAAUGUAUGUGAGCAUUGAUAGUCACGAUAAUUGCACGAUAUACUUGGAGAAAGGUGAACACGAUCACAUACUUAAGUGGCCCAUGCCUGAAAUGGAAAUGGAACUCAGUAUUACAGAGAAUAGUAUUAUAAUCCUGUAUGAUGAAACGAUCUGCACCAGAUGUGGCUACACAGUGAACCGACUAGAGGGGGACAGAACACAACAACCUAUCAACUAUCCACGGGCACGUUGCUGGCAUACUAGGCUAGGGGUUCUGAGAGACUUUGUAUUCCUAACAGUGAGAAACCACAAUGACUACCAGAACCUUGCACGAAAAAUACCGAUUUGAAAAAUACUGUGACUGAUCCUGAUGGCAGACUUGGGGUCCUGUGAGGAGGGAGGAUUACCAAGAUUGAGACAAGACACAACUCUAGCACAAUCGACAAACUAACUUUUGUGUGCAAAUCUCCCUUUUUACUCUUAGCAAAUAAUUAUGGUAUGACAAAUGUAAUCCCAUUUCUGUGCAUGUGUAUAGUCUCGCAACAGUGUAGGGUGUGUAUAUGUGGAGUUGUCCCAGUGGAAUUAAUUCAUGACGUUAUAAGGGUGUGGUUUUAUGGUAUGAGCGCGUUUACGAUGAUGUUUUACAAAAUAAUCUACAAUGUGAUUGGCGGCGCCAAUAUCCUGGCGCAGGGGACAACUCCACCUUCUUCGUGUGAAUGGGCGUAUAGACUAUUCUGUGUGCUAUAAUAUAUUGCUCGAUCCUUGUUUGGUAUCUUUCUCACAUACAUGCAUACAAUAAUUAUAUCAUUUCUCUAGCUAUAUUUAAUAGACAUUUAAUUUACUGUCGCUAUAGACACGCCCAUAUGCAAUCAUUCUUUACCAGGCCUAGGUUAGCCUCUUCGCAGGCUGCUCUCCUUUUUCUGUUCUUUGUCACAGCAGAAUUGAAGAAACAAAGAAAAGAAGCGACAAAGAAAAAGGAGAGCCGAGCAGCCUGCGAAAGAGGCUAACCUAGGCCUGGUAAAGAAUGAUUGCAUAUGGGCGAGAGCACAUCGCAAUAAUUCUCCUCCCACACAGUACUUGGAGCGCAUUUACCAGGGUAUAAUCAUGAUACAAGAAAAUAGGGAUUGGAAACGGAGUGGUGCACGUGAUGCUUUUACAUAUUUGGAGUGAAGCCUCGAAAACUAUCCGCUUUUUGUCUUAUAACGAGGUUUUUUCCGGGUAACUCGCUCUGGGCUUUACCGUGCAAUCUAUGAAAUGUUUGCACUCCAGAAUUUUUUGAAAAUUUUGUCAAACGCGCAACAAAAAAAUACUGAGUACCUACACAUAAGUAUAAUGUUAAUGAAUUGAAUUCGACACAGUCAUUUAGGAGAGGGAAACAGAAGUUUACGUGUGGCUUGACUAGAAGCAACUACAUGUAGACCUAUAUACAAUGUAUAGUUUUUGCAUUUCUGCACCAAGCUACAAGGCCAUGUGGCUGCAAGAUUGCAAGAAAGAUGUCAGGCAUUCAUAAUGAUAGUCAUAUAAUGAUAUUCGUUUGUUGGAGUGGCCUUAGUCUAGACAAGCGAAAACCUUACAUACAGAACCCAAUCAGCUGAUCAAAAAAUCAAAUAAUAACUUACGCUGUGGAUUGGUGGCCACCAUAGAACUGUAUAGGUUCCCAUGCUGUCCAUCAAGGUACCACCACCAUCGAUAAUAUCAGUCCAAUGAACGGUGAGGUAUAUAGUUGCACAGACUGCUUGUGUUUUGAACAAUGACGUUUCCUUUUUUGAUUUGAGUUAACUUGGGUAAUAAGCCUCCCUAUAUUAGCACUAAGAGGGAGAAUGAGCAACAACUAUACGCUUCAGCACGUAUGAUACGCAGGUUAGGCAGAAUAAUCUCACUGCAUAUGGUAUCCGGGAUAUCAAGAAAUCAAACAGCUCCGGAAACUCGCUCCAAACAAUAAAAUCAUCACUAUUGAGUUGUCUUGAAGCGUUAAAGUCUCUUAGAACACUUCCACGAAUAUAUGAAUGCAGCUUCAGAAUCUCUCUCAGAGGUUGUCAAGGACCUCAUCAACUGAUGAUCCAUAUUCAAUCUGAUGCCCAAUGCACAUUUAACCGUAAAGCAGGUAUAUUUCGACGGUAUAAAAAGUUUCGCAGAAUGACUGUUUUUGCGGAUUUAAUUUUUAUAGAAUAGCAACCUUUUUGAGCAUGCAUGCAUGCAACAUUAAAUUCGUGGGUAGCUAUCGUAUAUAGCGUGUAAUUUUCGUGGGGCAAGAUAUUCGUGGUUUUCGUGGUUGGAGGUUUGACCACGAAUAUUUACCCACGAAUGAAGCGACCUUGCCUACCUUUACUAAUCCAAGCAGCAACGACGAAAAUAUUACCCACGAAAUGUCUCAAUAUUGCUGAACCACGAAUAUUUUGUCCCCUGAAAAUUACCCGCUAUAUGGUAUAUACAAUAAAUGUUCCCAGUACAUGCUUAUCAGCGAAAACCGCAAACAUUUUUACCCUCGAAAUAUACCCACCAUGCAUGUAUACGAUAGAUAGAUCUACUCUAUCUGGCGAUAAAGCUGAUCGAAUAUUCACAACAAAAAAUUAACCACGGUGCAUAAAUUGAAUCAAUAAUUUUUUUUAUAGUUAUGCCAGAUCUCACCAUGCAUGUUUUAUAGUACAGUUGAGUUACGCUUCUCUAAUACCAGAUACCACUGCAGAAGACAUCAGACUGAACAAAGAGUUGUAACCAUUUUUUACCAACUUUUGCUGUUGCUUGGUCUCUUUAAUGGCGAAUUUUUCACACAUGCAUUUAGCAGGUUAGCUUCCCUAUAAUGCAAGCCAAAGGAUAAUUAUUACGUAUAGAGAGGAGGUUGAAAGAAGUUGAGAUCACGUGCAAAAUAUCAAUUAAAGGGGUUGUUAUAAAACAGGGAAUGAGAAAUGAGGAAAUGAGAAAUAAGAAAUGAGGAAAUGAAGAAAUAAGAAAUAGGAAAUGAGGAAAUGAAGAAAUAAGAAAUAGAAUAAUAUUUAUGCAUGGUUACGAUCAUCACCAUGCCCAUGGCAUUAAUUUUCAUAUAAUAAUUAUGACAUUGUUAUAAUAAUAAUUGC